UGUAUUAGCAUUACAAUGUAUAACGUUACCAUUGAGUGGGUUUAUCAGUUUUCAACCAAACACCACUUUUUGUCUCUGAAGUCAGUAGAAGCAUCAAUAGGAGGAAAUGCCUACCAGCACAGCAGAGUGAACCAGUGGACCGCCAGCGUAGUGGAGCAGUGCCUCAGUCAACUCAGCAAGCUAGGGAAGUCUUUCAAAUAUAUUGUAACCUGUAUCAUCAUGCAGAAAAAUGGAGCAGGUCUGCAAACAGCCAGCGCAUGCUUCUGGGACAACUCUACUGAUGGAAGUUGUGCAGUGAGAUGGGAGAACAAGUCCAUGUACUGUAUCGUCAAUGUUUUUGGGCUGGGCAUCUGAAUCAACUACUUGUACCUGAAGUGUUUGAAAUGUAUACUAUUAUUAUUACAUAUUUGAGAACCAGUAUGUAAUGAUAGCUAUAUAUUAAAUAAACUGUUGUGUUUUUUUA
This is a messenger RNA of Micropterus dolomieu (smallmouth bass), 463 nucleotides long. RefSeq names its product dynein light chain Tctex-type 1b (gene dynlt1b). The transcript is spliced from 3 exons. Bases 16 to 354 code for a protein of 112 amino acids. Gene Ontology annotation, biological process: microtubule-based movement. Lineage: Eukaryota; Metazoa; Chordata; Actinopteri; Centrarchiformes; Centrarchidae. The record is from RefSeq and is a predicted model, not a curated record. Gene Ontology annotation, cellular component: cytoplasmic dynein complex; cytoplasm. Gene Ontology annotation, molecular function: dynein intermediate chain binding.